AUGCCUCCGUUCUGGGAGUUGAGGGCACUGCGAACGCUCGAGCACCGGAUUGUGAACGCUGUUCUCAAGCGGCUGUUUACCUUCCAGUGCGUCGCCGACGACAUCGAUCGCACCCUGUCUUCCUCCUUCCCAGAAAGCCCCUUUCCAGGAGAGUCCGGGACUCUCGCUCUGCCAGAAGACACCUUCCACGUCGAGCAACUUAAAUGGGCUGCAUGCAUCGUUUCCUCGCGGAGUUUCCGCGUCGACUGCGCGGCGUCCGUGGCGCUCGUGCCUCUCCUCGACCUGAUCAACUGCGGAGGGAAGGGCGAGGUAGCCCCAAACGCGAAAGUGACAACAUGGGAUCGAAAAGGUCCCCGCCACUCCGGAGACAGGCGAAGCGCCGUGUCAGAGGCUAGAGCUCUGCAGACGGCUGCCGGUGACAGCGAGACGGCUCGGCGUUUCGAGACGGAAGCUCUCCGUGAAGAGAGAGAGGAGAGGGCUUUUGAAGACGGCGUUGGGAUUGUGGCAACCAGGGACAUUCACGCUGGAGAAGAAAUCCGCAUCUCCUACGGCGAGGACACCGACCGGCUCUUGCUCAACUACGGAUUCUUCGAUGCCGCUCCUCGAGUGAUGAAGACAAACGUCUUCUUCUCUGCGACGCUGGUGCGAGCGGCGCUGGCUGCAACGGAGGUUCCAGAUCUGCUGAUGCUCUCGGGGUUCGGGGGCCUUCCUCCGCGUCAGUCAGCGGCGCUGAGAGCGCUUCGCUUGAUUCCUGAUCCGACGCUGCCACCGACGGCCGCCCCGCGGUUCUCCCCCCUCGUGGACGUUUUCGCCGGCGAGCCUGUUGUCGAAGGCAGGCUCUUGGCGGCCGCGCGGGUUUUGAUGCUGGACGAAGACACCCUAGGCUCCGAGAUCGACGUCGAGACGGCGGCGGACUGGGAAAGGCCCUUCUCUGCAGAAAACGAGCGGCGCGCAUGCGAGUUCCUCGUCAGUUUGUUGAGGCACGAGCAUCACAGAACCCACUCCGCGUCUCUGGAAGAAGACUCGGAAAUCUUGGCAACUCGGCGCAUGCCCACGGGGGAGGUGGCCUUCGGAAAAGCGCCGUUUGAGCCGCUGACCGCGCCCCGCGAAGUCGCGCUUCGCUUUCGCAUGCAUCGCAAACGCAUUCUGCGAGAGGCCAUUGCCUGCCUCCUCAUGCGCCAUCGGAAGAUAGGGGAAGACGCUGUGAAGCCCGAAGCCUGA
Molecule: messenger RNA, 1221 nt
Organism: Neospora caninum
Lineage: Eukaryota; Apicomplexa; Conoidasida; Eucoccidiorida; Sarcocystidae
Exons: 4
Coding region: 1-1221 (406 amino acids)
Biological process (GO): peptidyl-lysine monomethylation
Molecular function (GO): protein-lysine N-methyltransferase activity
Source: RefSeq, a predicted model, not a curated record